GUGCGGGCUGUGUGUCCUGGCGGUUCUGCAGCUGCAGGCAUGGCCUCUCCAGGGGCCCCAGCACCCCCGCCCGAGAUACCAGAGCAGAACUGCUGGUACCGUGAGGUGCAGUACUGGGACCAGCGCUACCGGAAUGCGGCUGACUCUGCCCCUUACGAGUGGUUCGGGGACUUCUCCUCCUUCCGUGCACUCCUAGAGCCGGAGCUGCGGCCCGAAGACCGUAUCCUCGUGCUAGGCUGUGGGAACAGUGCCCUGAGCUAUGAGCUGUUUCUUGGAGGCUUCCCUGAUGUGACCAGUGUGGACUACUCAUCAGUGGUGGUGGCUGCUAUGCGGGCUCGCUAUGCCCAUGUGCCCAACCUGCGCUGGGAGACCAUGGAUGUGCGGGCCUUGGACUUCCCCAGUGGCUCCUUCGAUGUGGUGCUUGAGAAGGGCACACUGGAUGCCCUGUUAGCUGGAGAACGAGAUCCCUGGACUGUGUCUUCUGAAGGUGUCCACACUGUGGACCAGGUGCUGAGUGAGGUGGGAUUCCAGAAGAGGACAAGAGACCUCUUGGGCUCUCACACCCAACUGGAGCUGGUCUUAGCAGCUGUCUCUCUACUGCUGGGUGCACUGCUUCUGGGCUGCCUCGUGGCCCUGGGGGUCCAGUACCACAGAGACCCAUCCCACAGCACCUGCCUCACAGAGGCUUGCAUUCGAGUGGCUGGAAAAAUCCUGGAGUCUCUGGACCGUAGUGUGAGUCCCUGUGAGGACUUUUACCAGUUUUCCUGUGGAGGCUGGAUUCAGAGAAAUCCCCUGCCCGAUGGGCGUUCUCGCUGGAACACCUUCAACAGCCUCUGGGACCAGAACCAGGCCAUACUGAAACACCUGCUUGAAAACACCACCUUCAACUCAAGCAGCGAAGCGGAGCGGAAGACACAGCGCUUCUACCUAUCCUGUCUGCAGGUGGAGCGCAUUGAGGAGCUGGGAGCCCAGCCGCUGCGAGACCUCAUUGACAAGAUUGGUGGUUGGAACAUCACGGGGUCCUGGGAGCAGGAUAACUUCAUGGAAGUGCUGAAGGCAGUAGCAGGGACCUACAGAGCCACCCCCUUCUUCACUGUCUAUGUCAGUGCCGACUCCAAGAGUUCUAACAGCAAUGUUAUCCAGGUGGACCAGUCUGGGCUCUUUCUCCCCUCUCGAGAUUACUACCUAAACAGGACCGCCAAUGAGAAAGUGCUUACUGCCUACCUGGACUACAUGGAGGAGCUGGGGAUGCUGCUGGGUGGACGGCCAGCCUCUACACGGGAGCAGAUGCGACAGGUGCUGGAGCUGGAGAUUCAACUGGCCAACAUCACAGUACCCCAGGACCAGCGGCGGGAUGAGGAGAAGAUCUAUCAUAAGAUGAGCAUUGCGGAGCUGCAGGCCCUGGCACCCUCCAUGGACUGGCUGGAGUUUCUAUCUUUCUUGCUGUCACCGCUGGAGCUGGGUGACUCUGAGCCCGUGGUGGUGUAUGGGAAGGAUUAUUUGCAGCAGGUGUCAGAGCUCAUCAACCACACAGAGCCAAGUGUCCUGAACAAUUACCUGAUUUGGAACCUGGUGCAGAAGACAACCUCGAGCCUGGACCACCGCUUUGAGUCUGCACAAGAGAAGCUGCUGGAGACCCUCUAUGGCACCAAGAAGUCCUGCACGCCAAGGUGGCAGACCUGUAUCUCCAACACGGAUGACGCACUUGGCUUCGCUUUGGGCUCCCUCUUUGUGAAGGCCACAUUUGACCGGCAAAGCAAGGAAAUUGCUGAGGGGAUGAUCAGCGAGAUCCGGAGUGCCUUCGAGGAGGCCCUGGGGCAGCUGGUUUGGAUGGAUGACAAAACCCGCCGGGCAGCCAAGGAGAAAGCAGAUGCCAUCUAUGAUAUGAUUGGUUUCCCGGACUUCAUCCUGGAGCCCAAAGAGCUGGAUGAUGUUUAUGAUGGGUAUGAAGUCUCUGAAGAUUCCUUUUUCCAGAACAUGUUGAAUUUGUACAAUUUCUCUGCUAAGGUGAUGGCUGACCAGCUCCGCAAGCCUCCCAGCCGGGACCAGUGGAGCAUGACGCCCCAGACGGUGAAUGCCUACUACCUUCCAACCAAGAAUGAGAUCGUCUUCCCCGCUGGCAUCCUGCAGGCCCCCUUCUACACCCGGAACCACCCCAAGGCCCUGAACUUUGGUGGCAUCGGCGUGGUGAUGGGCCAUGAGUUGACACAUGCCUUUGAUGACCAAGGGCGCGAAUAUGACAAGGAAGGGAACCUGCGGCCCUGGUGGCAGAAUGAGUCACUGGCAGCCUUCCGGAAUCACACGGCCUGCAUGGAGGAGCAGUACAGCCAGUACCAGGUCAAUGGGGAGAGGCUCAACGGCCGCCAGACGCUGGGGGAGAACAUCGCUGACAACGGGGGACUUAAGGCUGCCUAUAACGCUUACAAAGCGUGGCUGAGAAAGCACGGGGAGGAGCAGCAGUUGCCGGCUGUGGGGCUCACCAAUCACCAGCUCUUCUUUGUGGGAUUUGCCCAGGUGUGGUGCUCAGUCCGCACACCCGAGAGCUCUCACGAGGGGCUGGUGACCGACCCCCACAGCCCUGCCCGCUUCCGUGUGCUGGGUACUCUCUCCAACUCCCGUGACUUCCUGUGGCACUUCGGCUGCCCUGUCGGCUCUCCCAUGAACCCAGGGCAGCUGUGUGAGGUGUGGUAGACGUGGGACUGGAGAGAAUUGUCUGGCUGUUGCCAGGGCCUGGGGCAGCUCGCCGGGCAAGGAUGUUCGCUCCAGGUUUAGAGAGGUCAAAUGCCAGCUCCUCACCACAGGUGACAUGAGUCCCGGUCCUCCCUCAAACACCACAUUGUGCCUCUGCUUUGGGGGCACCCCUGCCUCCAGCGGAGCCCCCACCAUUCACUGUGACAUCCUUCCAUGUCACCCUGCCUGGAAGAGGCCUGGGUGGGGGGCACCAGUUCCCGCAGGAAGGAGUCUGCCUCUUCUGGUCCUAAGAUCACUUGACUUGGUGGCCUUGGGACCUGCUGUGCCUGCUGUACUCUGACCACACAGGGUCUGGGGUGGUGUGCCUCCCAUGCUUCUCCCAGAGGCUCACUCAGUGUCCACUUGGGAGUGGAUUCAGCUCCUUUCAGCUCCCCCUCAGGGGCUGUCCCCCACCCCAUGUUCCUCAUGCUGCUGCUCCCAAUACUCCUGCCAACCCUCAUUGACAGACCAACUGUACUCGGCUCUUAGUGGAAGCCUGAGGGCCUUUACAAGCCCUCCUGCUGCAUCCUGGUUUCCCUGGGCUCAGGGGAAGUAUGUGUGGUGUGUAUGUAUAGGGGAUGCUGGUUCCUGUGUCUUGGGGCACAAGUCUUAGGGGAUGACUAUCUUCCCUGGCCCAAGCAGAAAAGCAGAUAGAACAGGGAGAGAGAAAGAUAGAGUUUAUUUUUACAGGGGAGAGGGUG
Messenger RNA from Lynx canadensis (Canada lynx), 3431 nucleotides. RefSeq names its product EEF1AKMT4-ECE2 readthrough transcript protein. Gene Ontology annotation, cellular component: plasma membrane. Gene Ontology annotation, molecular function: metalloendopeptidase activity; S-adenosylmethionine-dependent methyltransferase activity. Gene Ontology annotation, biological process: protein processing. The coding region runs from base 40 to 2691 and encodes 883 amino acids. The transcript is spliced from 19 exons. The record is from RefSeq and is a predicted model, not a curated record. NCBI's taxonomy places the organism in Eukaryota, Metazoa, Chordata, Mammalia, Carnivora, Felidae.